Penicillium daleae is the source of this 249-nucleotide messenger RNA. RefSeq lists its product as uncharacterized. NCBI's taxonomy places the organism in Eukaryota, Fungi, Ascomycota, Eurotiomycetes, Eurotiales, Aspergillaceae. The transcript has 3 exons. The record is from RefSeq and is a predicted model, not a curated record. Bases 1 to 249 code for a protein of 82 amino acids.
AUGAGUCCCACAAGUUUUGCGGGAUUAUGGGCGCGCAAUGUCGCGAACGAUAUCGAGUCUGUUCCCUCGACAUUCUCGAGCUGGGAUAAGUGCAUGUCCAAGGCAUACUGCAAUUUCCACCCCAAGGAGUGCACGCGCCCUGAUGGGAGGAUGGCCCGUUAUCGUCGGCAUCAUCAUCGGCUCGGUCAUCCUGAUCGGUAUCCUGGGAUGCAUCAUCAAUUGUCUCUGCUGUGGCUAUCAAUGCUGUAA